UAGGCUUCAAGUUCGUGUUAUGGAUGGAACCGCUUUUAUCUCAUUAUUGCUUUGGAAUCGCGAUGCUAUGCAGCUUAUAGGGAAGUCCGCAAAAGAACUUAAGGAAGGAUUAGUUGAGGAUCCACAGUUUUUUGAUGGACAAAGCUCAAGUGAAGAGAAGUUUUUUGGGGAUGUUAUGGCCGAAAGUGAGAUGAAGUCUGUUUUACAAACUCCCAUUGAGAAAAGUGUGUCAGAAAGUGGAUCGUCCGUGUUAGAAGAUGGUAAUGCUUGCAAUACAAAAAUAUCUCCUUUGAAGACGUAUGACAAGAGGAGUAGAUCCGCUAAUAAGGCAUCAACAGUAGGACAAGAUGAUGACUUCAAUUCUCAACUCUCUAGCAACAAGGUUCGCAAAGUCAUUAAGAAAGAAAAGAAUCCAUGACUGGCUACUGAAAUGCCUUUAGCUAUGCAAUUAAGAAAGUAAAGAUUUUUAUUAUUUGCGCAAGUUAUAUGUGGAGACAAAUCGUCUAAAUAUUGAUCUACAUUCAUCUUUAUUAAUCAUGAAUUUAAUCAGUAGUUAUUUCAA
Messenger RNA from Nicotiana tabacum (common tobacco), 562 nucleotides. The record is from RefSeq and is a predicted model, not a curated record. Lineage: Eukaryota; Viridiplantae; Streptophyta; Magnoliopsida; Solanales; Solanaceae.